Symbiodinium sp. CCMP2456 is the source of this 353-nucleotide messenger RNA. The record is from the annotation of a GenBank genome assembly. Lineage: Eukaryota; Dinophyceae; Suessiales; Symbiodiniaceae.
GUGCAUGUGAUCCCACACAUUGGUGAGGAGCAUCGCGGUCUCGCCGCGACAGCCGUGAAAGUGGGUUAUGGUUUAGGGCUGAUCAAUGAUCUGGACAACACCCCUAUGGAGCAGAAGGAUCAGCUGGCCAUGCUACGGGGGUACUACCCCGACAUCAAGGUGGACUAUCGUCUGCGCAAUGAUACGGCAGACAAGCUACAUUCCUCUGAUUGGGAUGCCUUUGAGGCGUUUCUAGCGAAGCGCCUGCUGCCGGAGCUCGAAGCAAAGAAUCCGAAAGAUAGCUAUACCUUGGGAGUUGGCACUCACUCGCUCUUCUUGCGCUACUCGAUCGGCCGGCGUGCAGAGAGCACCUC